AUGGUAGAUUUACAAGCCACCAGUGGAGGAGAGACCUCUCACACUUCGGGGCUGACGCACAGAUCUGGCAAUGUUGCUAGAUCAAAUUCAAAUUCAAAUCCAAAUCCAAAUUCGAAAUCUGACGGUAAACUCGGGGCUGUAGCCACUCAGGAUGAAGGUUCUAAUAGCGACAUACACCUUCCGCUCACAACUAUACAUCUGAAGAGCCACGAGUGGUUUGGAGACUUCAUUACGAAGCACGAGGUGCCUAGAAAGACGCUUCAUUCUUCGAUCGGGUUUAUAACGCUGUAUCUGUACACGACAGGAUUGGAUUACCGGAAGGUAAGAAAUCCGCUUGUGGUGGCAUUUUUGAGCAUUUUCACGUUGGAUCUGAUUCGGUUAAGAUGGACAGCUUUCAAUAAACUGUAUUGCAAAUUUGUGGGUGCGCUGAUGCGGAAACGAGAGAUCCAUACCUACAACGGUGUUCUUUGGUACCUUUUGGGUCUGAUUUUUGCAUUCAGUUUUUUCCCCAAAGACGUGGCUCUUAUCUCGCUUUUCUUGCUGAGUUGGUCAGACACGGCAGCGUCCACAUUUGGACGCAAAUUUGGCCAUCUGACGCCCAAGCUCGCUCGUAACAAAUCACUGGCAGGGUCCAUUGCUGCGUUUGUCGUGGGGGUUUCUGUCUGCUAUGGGUUUUACGGCAUUGUGGUCCCUCAUUACGCGUACGUGGACUCGCCUGGAGAAAUAAGCUGGUCCGCCGAGACAAGCAAACUAACGCUCGGACAAUUUUCCGUUUUGAGCGGGGUUUUGGCGGCUUUCAGUGAGGGCAUUGAUCCUUUCAACUGGGACGACAAUUUUACUAUUCCUGCAUUAUCUGCUGUAUUCAUGCACACGGCUAUUCGUCUAACCAAAAAGACCACUUAA
This is a messenger RNA of Lachancea lanzarotensis, 903 nucleotides long. RefSeq names its product LALA0S05e02586g1_1 (gene DGK1). The transcript has a single exon. The coding region runs from base 1 to 903 and encodes 300 amino acids. The record is from RefSeq and is a predicted model, not a curated record. Gene Ontology annotation, molecular function: ATP-dependent diacylglycerol kinase activity. Lineage: Eukaryota; Fungi; Ascomycota; Saccharomycetes; Saccharomycetales; Saccharomycetaceae. Gene Ontology annotation, cellular component: endoplasmic reticulum membrane. Gene Ontology annotation, biological process: phosphatidic acid biosynthetic process.